AUGGACACCGCCACAGCAACUCAUGGCACCUCAUGGCACACUCAAGCGGCCUCGAGCAUCGUGGGUUCCCACACAGAUGAUUUUAUUGCGACCUCUUUGGACGAUUCUUCCCUGUCGUUUGUGACUGAGAACCAUGCUGAAGUGCAGAAGCUCCUCUCGAGCAGGAACCUGAAGAAGAAAGGACUCCCCGUAUUGCGUAGGAAGGAGUUCCUCGGCACGUGUGCUUUAUUCGUGCUCUGUGCCUUUGCUGCCUACCGCUUGGCGGCCUUCAAAGGACGAGAUAGGUUCAAGCUGCAGGCGGAUGAGGGUUCGUGGCUCCUUGCCUCGCCAGCAGCAGCCGCUGCGCGGAAAAGCGCUGCACGCAGCGCUGUUGUGGUGGGCAUGCCUCUGUACUCGGGACCAGUGGACCUGAGGAAGGUACAUGAGGCUGUCCAAAACGUGGAUCUGGAUGCCCUCACCGAUCUCGAGGGAGAUGCAGCAGAGCUGACGAGCCAGCUGGGAACCCCCGAGGCUUCUGCUGCCUUCCUGCGGCUGCGGCGGCUGACGAAGCAGGCGCAGGAGAAAGCCAAGCAGAUUCAGACAUCGAAGUAUGACCUAAGGAAAGCCUCGAUGGCUGUUGCUGUUGCGCAGACAACGCGCGCGCGGGGGGCCCUAGACGAUCUCCGGCUGGUCUAUGCUGCAGCAGCAGCAGAAGCCGACCGUUUCUUCUCUCUGUCGCAGCAGACACUGACGGACGCAGCAGCAGAGGCUGAGCGGCUCAUCUGCAGCAUUCAUUCACAGCAGCAGCGGCUAGAGCAGUUGGAGCACGGGCUCAAGGGGAUCGUUGCAGGAUAUACCAGUAACGGCGUCAGCAGCAACCCGUUGGAACCCCACUUGGUCGCUAUGCAGCGGCUGCUAGAAGCAGCAGGCAGGGACCAGGAGAUUCUGUUGUCUGAGUCCAUCAAUCUGCACAGAGACAGGGGUGACGGCAGCUCCGUGUCCCUCGUGGAGUCGGUAGAAGCGGUGAGGGUGGUAUCGGCUAUCCAGCGUCGACUGAGGCGAGCCGCCGCAGAAGCAGACCACUGGUCACAGGAGGCGGAGGAAGUGGCGCGGUCUCAGGCGCAAAACGCCUUCACGGGGUUCUACGCGCAUCUUCUGUGGCAGCGGAAUCGAGUGGAGGUGAACAAGUUCGCCUGCGCCUACGACCCUUCUCAGGAACGGGACCAGGCGGACCGGCAGCAACUUGAAGCCCUGUCGCGCCGCAUGCUAGAGUUGACGGAGCAUUUCGGCAGGGAGCAGAAGCUUCUGCAGGGAACAGCUGACGCGCUGCAGAUGUUUUCGAGUGUGAGGCAGGCCCGGAACCAGGUGCGGACGGCCAGCGAAGAAGUGAGCAGGGUGGCAACUGUGAGUACGAGCGCAAAAGCCCUUGAGGUCUUACGGGCUGCAGCAGAGAAUACACCACCAGACAGCUCCGAAGCCAAGGCCCGUGAUGAGGCUGCAAAAGAACUUAUCAGUCAACUUGAACAGACCGCCUCCGAGGCAGUAGACGCCGUGCGCUGCCUUUUCGAAAAUGGCGUGCGGAUUAAGGGGCCGGGAAGGAGCCUUUUAGAGGAGGCCGAAGCUCCCCCAAGGAGCCAACAUUCAAGAAACGAGGUGGGCGAGAAACCCCCAUCUCACGGUUUGUCUAAGAAGUGGUCGUCUGAUGCUGAGGCUGCUACUAUUGUGAAACUUGCUGCUGAGAAAACUCUGGAGCAGCUCAAAGAGCCUGACUUGGAUGCUUUUAAAGCCAUAUCAACAGCAGAUGAGUGCGCGUACCUUGUGGCUACUGCAAUUUCACGCGAUGCAAAGGCAACCCGAAAAGCCGCUGAAGUCAACGCUUGGAUGAGGCUGGAGACAUACGUGGAGGAAGCCACAGCAGCACACAGGCACGCUCUUGCUUCCAUGCAUGCGCCCAGUGAGAAAAUUUUGCAGGAGCACAAGGUUUCUUCUGAGGACGUGGUCCACUUGGCGGCUGAAGUGUACAGGCAGCAGCGGGUUGGGCCAGCGGCAAAGGCGACUGCGGACCUGCAGGAAAAGGCGUGGCAGACUGAAAUGCUUGUAGAAAAUGCAAGGAGAGCGAAGAGGCACACGAGAGGAAGAAGACCCGUCACAGUGUCGGAGCCUGUGACACUUGCUACUGCGCAGCAAGAGGCGCUACGGCAUGCAGGCGAUGCAUACAUUGUAGUAGAGCGCUCAGGAGCUAUGCUAGCCGCCCUCACAGAAAGGAUGAUGCGGUGGCCGACUACAGAAGGAAUGCACGCUGUCGAGCAAGCUCACGAAGCAGCCCGAAAAGUCCGAGAUACCAUUCAAACCGCCAGUGAGGAGUUUAAUCGGGGCUGGAAGCUGCUGCAGCAUGCCGACACGAAAGCGAAGCUUGUUGCUGCGGUCGUCGCCGUCCUGCAAGCCAAAGAAGCAGCAGUGGAGGCGGUGCGGCAGCUGCAUUUCACUUAUCAAUCAACAGCGCUCACGGUGAUCACGCAGCUCCCCGCCGUGAUAAUGAGAAAGGGCGACGAGAAAGGAAACCGCAACAGUGGCGACAAUGUCCUGUCUGAGAUAGAGGCGGCGCUACGGCUAGCGAGAGAUGCACAGGAAGCCCACAUUGAGGUCACUAAGCGGCUCCAGCAGGACCUGCAGAAACUGCCACGGUCGCAUGUAGGGUGGAGGGGCGGGGAGGAUGACCUGCGGGAUGAGGCAAUUCUAGUGCAGAGCUUUGUCAGCCGCAUUGCGGCGCUCGCAGCGGAGGCGAGGCAGAAAGUGCAUGCUGAAGAGUCCGUGGGCCACCUCGCAAGCGAGGCGCGGGAAUGUGCGAUGGAAGUGGUGCAGGCAGUUGUCAAUGCAGACACUCAGGUGUAUGACUUGCAGAACAGCCUAGAUAUGGCUGGUCUGCUUGGAUUGGCUCGCGAGGAAAUCCAAGAGGUUCUUGUAAGAUGA
Eimeria necatrix is the source of this 2949-nucleotide messenger RNA. Its product is annotated as Kinetoplast-associated protein-like protein, related. The record is from RefSeq and is a predicted model, not a curated record. The transcript has a single exon. Lineage: Eukaryota; Apicomplexa; Conoidasida; Eucoccidiorida; Eimeriidae. Bases 1 to 2949 code for a protein of 982 amino acids.